AUGCGCAGACCGAGGUUUCGGAGGUCUUCCUCCAGAUUCAGCAUAACCGAGUACACGCUGCACAUCCCUCCGAGCCCGACGCAAAUGUCGCUCCGGCGCAGGGACACAGGGUUCCCGGAGCCGUUCUGUGGCAGCCGGAACACCUCGCUCCCACACCCCGAAGCCAACCUGAGCCCCGAUGCGUGCAUCACCGAGGACGACGUCAACCCGGCGCGAGCCCUCCUCAGACACCGGAUGACAUUUAUGGCCCGGCAAGAACUCCGUAACGGCUCGUCCGGUUCGCACUAUCGAAACGUCAGCACGUCGUCGUCGUCAGAGAAUGGAGGCCUCACCGGGGAGCUUCCCACACCAGAUGCGUUGAUGUCGCCCAAGGACGCCGACAGUAUUGAAUCUUCGUCGGACAGGACCAGCAGCCGGGACCCGGACUCGCCGCCACAGCACGGAAGUGAAUUUGGCCACCGCAGGGUUGAAUCGCGAGACUCACUGGGGAGCCCUGGGGGUCGGCGACGCAGCGGCAGCCUCCUCAGCAGACUGAUCCACAAACACAGGUAG
Thermothielavioides terrestris NRRL 8126 is the source of this 552-nucleotide messenger RNA. RefSeq lists its product as uncharacterized. The record is from RefSeq and is a predicted model, not a curated record. NCBI's taxonomy places the organism in Eukaryota, Fungi, Ascomycota, Sordariomycetes, Sordariales, Chaetomiaceae. The transcript is spliced from 2 exons. The coding region runs from base 1 to 552 and encodes 183 amino acids.